AUGCAUCAGACGUGGUUCACAGCGGCCUGUCUCGGCCUGCUGGCCAUUCAGCCCGUUCUCGCGGCACCAACGCCUCCUAACAUCCCCAGUGCCUCCACAGCAAAAAGUGAGCUGGGAUCUCUCACCGUGGCGGACCAAGGCUCGUCAGAUGGGUAUUCCCGCGAUAAAUUCAAGCACUGGAUAGCCCAAGGACAUGAAUGCGACACCCGCGACCUGGUCCUCAAGCGCGACGGCACCGGCACUCAGGAGGGGGCCGAUUGCAAGAUUACUGGCACAUGGGUGUCUCCAUAUGACGGCGCCAAAUGGACUGACGCCAGCGAUCUCCAAAUUGACCACCUUGUUCCGCUUUCCAAUGCUUGGAAGUCCGGCGCAUCUAGUUGGACCGCCGCGGAGCGUCAGGAUUUCGCGAAUGACCUGAACAAUCCCCAGCUUUUGCCGGUCACAAGCAGCGUAAAUGAGUCCAAGGGAGACCGUGGCCCGGAGGAGUGGAAGCCCCCAUUAGAAUCCUUCUACUGCACCUAUGCGGAGAUGUGGGUCAAGGUUAAGACAACAUACAAGUUGACCAUCACGGCCGACGAGAAGUCUGCCCUUUCGGAAAUGUUGGACAGCUGUUAA
This is a messenger RNA of Penicillium chermesinum, 615 nucleotides long. Its product is annotated as HNH endonuclease family protein. NCBI's taxonomy places the organism in Eukaryota, Fungi, Ascomycota, Eurotiomycetes, Eurotiales, Aspergillaceae. The record is from RefSeq and is a predicted model, not a curated record. The transcript is spliced from 4 exons. Bases 1 to 615 code for a protein of 204 amino acids.